This is a messenger RNA of Parathielavia appendiculata, 2849 nucleotides long. RefSeq lists its product as uncharacterized. Bases 146 to 2755 code for a protein of 869 amino acids. NCBI's taxonomy places the organism in Eukaryota, Fungi, Ascomycota, Sordariomycetes, Sordariales, Chaetomiaceae. The transcript has 4 exons. The record is from RefSeq and is a predicted model, not a curated record.
GAGCCUCAUUGCCAAGGAAACAUUAAACUCCCUUCGGUGUCUGCUCCCGUCGAGGCGUCCGUUUAUGACAACCCAUGGACAGCAGAGGUGAUACCACUCGGCACUUCCGCACUGAUGUUGAUGUUCACUGCAUAGGGCCAGCACAAUGGCGGAGUUAUCAGUUGGAUAUACAGCCGGUUUGAUUGCGCUGGGUAUUGUCAUUGCACAGCUUUGGCUCCCGACGGCCAUAUCCUUCCUGGUUGCCGGAUUGCUCCGCGACGAGGAGACGGCAGCAUCAUGGACUGUCGCAUCAAAGAUCCUCCAGUCGUCGCACUGGACAACACUUCUACGGACCGAUUCCGCCCGCGGCCAUGCCGUCCGGACCCCCAUCUAUCUCGCGUCCCUCGCCAUCCCCGUCACGACCUUUCUGACGGCAAUCGCUGGUGUCGUGACGCCUCUCGGCCUCUACGAAGAAACAGUACUGGGAGGUCGCGAGGUUGGCAACUUCUCCUAUAUCCGCGACACCAGCGCCUACUUCUACGGCACGAGCCCUCGGGGCCACUACAAUUUCUCGAGGGUGUGCGAGUACCGAAUAGGGUUAAGUCGGUACGGACCAUGCCCCUUCACCAACGACACACUCGUCGUCAGCCAUAACAGCACACACGCGAGCUGGGACUAUCCCGACGGUCUGACCACAGACAUCCCCCGCGUCCUGCGCGACCUCUACUCGAGCGGCACGCGUGGCAUUGGCACGACUGUCUCCAACUUCUUCGACAUUGAGUGGCGGCAGCUGACCACCAAGAGAGACGAUGGCGGCGACCUGAACAACGGAUCCGAGUACGCCGUCAGCAUGUUUCGCCAGGUGGACAGCGUUGCCCUGGAGGACUCGAUCAGAUUAGUCGAGGGCCUCAUUGUCGACACGAGGUCGGGUGGCGUGGGUUUCCGGAACCAUACGCUGCCUCAGCCGCCGGACCGCAAUGUCACCUGGCAGGAGGACCUGCUGUUUGUCGAACCUGUCACGGCCUGCGUCAACACCAAUCUGACCUUCGACUUCACCAUUACCGAGAGGAACUUCUCCUCUUCUUCCCACGGCCCUCCUGAUUACCGGCUGACGGACCGGGGCGGGUUCAUCAACCUCAACCACACAUAUCCGUACUACGAUCGCGAUAAUCCGCAGGCCAACCCGGACCUUUGGGGCAGGGCGUACAAGGCAGCCAUGAUGCACAACGCCUACGCCAUGAUGUAUCUCAACGUGACGAAUCCCGGAAACCAGACUGCUGGCGUCAAGGCGUUCCAAUAUGUGGACUCCACCAUGGGCAAGUCAUUUCCCCUGGACGUCGAGUUGGGCGUCGACUACAGGGCCGCCAGGUUCACGUCCAAGUAUGGGACUCACCUUUUCCCCAACAUGUACACCAACGACGAGCCCAAGUACCCAAACCCGUUCAACGUCACUAUGAGUGAAUGGUUCAGCAGUAUACGUAUUAUUUGUUCCGGCGCCGGGUCAGGCGAUAUAGCAAACAUAACCAACAUCUUUGUCACCUGUGGCCUCGUGAGCGGCCCGCCCCGCCGAGUCGACGGCGGGCCACAAAGCAUCUUCGAGCGUGGCAGCCAAUGGACCACGCCGCUCUACUCGUGCGCCACCGCCGUCCGCGCAACUAUCAAAACCGUCGACUUCUCUACCGACGCGGGAACCAGUAGCAUGAAUCCAGGCCAACCACCCCCGUCCGAGUCCAGCCGCGGCCUCGCCGGGCUGCGCGUGACCAACAUCACAGAGAAAACCUACUCCUCCCCCGACUCGUACCCCGUCUGGGGCGUCGAAGACACGGGUCGCAACCUCAGCGACAUCCGGCCUAUAUGGGGUCUCAUCUCCCCGGCGUACCCGGCGGCCCACUACCCCAACCUCUCGGUCGUACAACAGCCGUCGCUGUACCUGAUCGGCCUCGGGAGCGACGACAUGCACGUGGCGUCCUUCUACCCCGGGCCCGACUUCGCCGCGGGCCAGUACAACCUACCCGGCGCCGAGUUCCCCUUCGCCGCCGCUAACACAAUCUACCUGAGCUCGCCCGGGCAGGGCAUCACGGACGAGGCCUGGCCGUUUGACCUCCGAGGACGCGCCGACAUGGCCGUGUUUACGCGCUGGCAGGCGCUGUGUGAGACGCAAGAAGGCGCCGCCCGGAUGAUUAACCUUCUGUGGACGGACCUCGCCGCGUCGGCUGUUGUUGGGACCAAGGGGAUUUCCACCACUCCUAUCAAUACGCAAGGACAAGAAGAGCCGCCUCCCCCCCCCAUAAUAAUCCACGUCCGCCCGGCCGUGCGCAGGACGCGCUACCACUUUGCCUAUGGCAUCCCCGCGUUUGUGCUGCUGGCCGUGCUGGUCGCGCUCACGGCGGGCUCGAUCUGCGCCUGGCUUGCGAGGGUGUCGAACCUGGACAAGGUCCGCCGGCGCAUCCACCAGCUGUCGGCCGGACGCAUCUUUACCAUUGUGUUGUACCCAGGCGAGAGUGACUUUGGCAUGUCGCCCAAGCAGUGGAGUCUGAUGAGCGGGGCGAAGACGGUGAGGUUCGCGGAUGGGGAGGGGAAUGGGGUGGGAGGAGGAGGGGUGGCGGAGGAGGGCGAGGAGGAGCGCGAUAUAUACACAUCCGGGACGAGUUUCGCGGAUGGGGGUGGCAGUGACGGCAAGGUUGAGGUUGUUGAUAUGACAACGGUGCAGGUCCAUGAGAGUGGGCAGCAUGGGGGGUAUAUUGCGUUGGAUCCUCUGAGCUAUGAGUGUAGGUAGCUACCUAACGUGAGGAGUCAUCUCUGACAGUAAACAUGAACACAUAAAACUCAUGUAACUUAUCUAAGGUAGUCACAUAUAUCGAAGAACAACA